Xylaria bambusicola is the source of this 1743-nucleotide messenger RNA. RefSeq names its product tartrate dehydrogenase. Lineage: Eukaryota; Fungi; Ascomycota; Sordariomycetes; Xylariales; Xylariaceae. The record is from RefSeq and is a predicted model, not a curated record. Gene Ontology annotation, molecular function: NAD binding; oxidoreductase activity, acting on the CH-OH group of donors, NAD or NADP as acceptor; magnesium ion binding. The coding region runs from base 180 to 1271 and encodes 363 amino acids. The transcript has a single exon.
ACAUCGGAAAUGCAUUUCCCUGCAUACGGGCGCGGGAACGUUCCCUCACCCACCUACUAUAACCACCUAAGCCCUGCCAAGAGAGACGGAACGGUGAACUACUCAACGCUUCCAUGACACUACAUGGUCUUACUUCAGCCCUGUCGCAAUCACCAACUGACUGCUCGUACUAAAUAACCAUGGCACAAAAACCGCUGAAAAUCGCCGUCGUCCCCGGUGACGGGAUCGGCGUAGAAGUAAUGCCCUGGGGCGUGCAAUGUCUGAAAGAAAUCAGCGAACUCUACAACAUCCCGCUCCACUUCGAAGAGUUCGACUUCGCCAGCGUGCCAUACUACAAGAAGCACGGGGACAUGCUCCCUGCGGACUGGAAGACCACGCUCUCCCAGUUCGACGCAAUCUACUUCGGGGCCGUAGGGAUGCCCGACGAGCUACCCGACGAAGUGACGCUCUGGGGCAGUCUUCUCAAAUUCCGCCGCGAGUUCGACCAGUACAUCAACCUGCGCCCGUGCCGUCUGAUCGCGGGCGUGAAGUCGCCCCUCGCGGACCGGAAGCCAGGGGACAUCGACUUCUGGAUCGUGCGCGAGAACACGGAGGGCGAGUACAGCCAGAUCGGGGGCAAGAUGUUCGAGGGGACGGAGCGCGAGAUCGUGAUGCAGGAAACCGUCAUGACGCGCUUCGGGGUCGACAGGGUGCUCAAGUACGCGUUCGAUCUCGCGCAGAGCCGGCCGCGGAGAAAGCUCACGAGCGCGACGAAGAGCAAUGGUAUUUCGACGACCAUGCCGUGGUGGGACUCGCGCGUGCGCGAGAUGGCUAGGAAUUACCCCGAUGUCAGCGUCGAUAAAUACCAUAUUGAUAUCCUGACGGCGCACUUUGUGCAGAGGCCGAAUAUCUUCGACGUCGUGGUCGGGAGCAAUCUCUUCGGCGACAUCCUCUCCGACCUCGGCCCGGCUUGUACCGGAACCAUUGGGAUCGCUCCGUCGGCGAACGUCAACCCCGAGGGGAAAUUUCCAAGUCUAUUUGAGCCCGUGCAUGGCAGCGCGCCGGAUAUUGCUGGGAAGGGUGUCGCUAAUCCAGUUGGUAUGAUUUGGGCGGGUCAGAUGCUGCUUCAUCAUUUCGGCCAUACCGAGGCCGCUGCGACGCUUUUACAGGCAAUGGAAAACGUUCUUGGACGAUCCGACCCGGAAGUAUUGACUGCGGAUAUGGGAGGCAAGGGGAUGACGAAGGCCCUUGGUGAGGCUAUCGUUGGUGAGAUUCGAGGACUCCGGAAGUAGAUUGGAUGAACGAUUAGCCUUGAUAGGGCAGUAUCGUGGGCUAUGAUGUCUGUUCUAUUUAACCCCCCCGGUAAGCGUAGAUGAGAAGGCCUUUCCUGCAUCUGAACAGUUUAUAUGAGGGAUCGUGUUUGCACAUUGGAUAGAUGAUACAGUUGUAAUGAUCUAUGAUGUGCUUCAAUCUACAUUGUCUUGGCAUGGCUUAUGGAGGAUCAGACUGGUACAUAUCCGGGAGUCUAUUUAAUUCCUAUUAGCUUAUUCCCUCGUUGUAGCCGUUUUCCAACUCAAUUUAUGUGUCGGAUCUGUGAGUUAGCUAUUGUGAUCUGCUUACGACAUCGGCUUAGUUGAGAUUCACUCUUGUCGACUGUCUGUGCUCAUCACUCCCAUAAGCCAACCACUAGCGUAGGACUCACUUUUUCAUACCUACACUGUAAUCUAUCGAAGAUUGGAUUUUCAGGCGCUUGCUACAAUUUGC